AAAGAAAACAAUUUUAGUCCCAUUACUGUUCUCUCCCUCUCUGCCGAAAACAAACAAAUAAAAUAAAUAAAGCUUUCGAAAUUGAAGUACACCACUUCUUGUUCUUGAUUUUCAAUUCUCUUUGAGAUCCACACGACCAAGAAAAUUAUUACAAAUCAUUCCAACUUCCCACUUUUUCUUCAGUUUCUUGCUUCAAUCUUCAAAACAAAAUUUAAAGUAUUAGAAUUAGAAAGUAUCGCCUUGCUUUUUUUGCUUUAGAUUCUCCAAAAAGAAAUUAGUUCAUUAUUAUUAUUAUUAUUAUACCCAUUUGGAAUUUGAUCCAGCUAACUACAUUUUAGUCUCCUCCGCCAUUCUUUUUUGUCCUAAAAUACACCCUUUUCAAUUCUUACUCAGUUUAGUUCAAAGGAAGAACAUUUCUUGGAUUUGAAGUUGGUUAAAUUUCUGGGUUGUUCGUAAAAUUUGGUUUGGUUCGCUGUGAUCUCAAAGGCUGGUUAAAUUUUAUUUCUUUUUUGUUAUUGGGUAAACUGGGUUAAAAAGCUUGGAUCUUUUUCUUGAUAAAUUAGUUUGGGGAUUUUUUUUAAUGCUUUAUUGAUAAUAUGCAGCCUGAUCAGAGAAAGAAGUCAUCUGUUGAAUUGGAUUUUUUCACUGAAUAUGGCGAGGGGAGUAGGUAUAAAAUAGAGGAAGUUAUUGGUAAAGGAAGUUACGGUGUUGUGUGUUCAGCAUACGAUACACAUCUUGGAGAAAAGGUUGCAAUUAAGAAAAUCAAUGACAUCUUUGAACAUGUUUCUGAUGCCACCCGCAUACUUAGAGAGAUUAAACUUCUCAGACUUCUACGUCAUCCAGAUAUAGUGGAGAUCAAGCACAUUUUAUUGCCUCCUUCCAGAAGGGAAUUUAAGGACAUUUAUGUUGUCUUUGAGCUGAUGGAAUCUGAUUUACAUCAAGUUAUUAAAGCGAAUGAUGAUUUAACACCAGAGCACUAUCAGUUCUUUCUUUAUCAGCUUCUUAGAGGCAUGAAAUAUAUACACACAGCUAAUGUCUUUCAUCGGGAUCUAAAACCAAAAAACAUCUUAGCAAAUGCUGACUGCAAGUUAAAAGUCUGUGACUUUGGGCUUGCAAGAGUAGCAUUUAAUGAUACCCCCACAGCUAUUUUCUGGACGGACUAUGUUGCAACAAGAUGGUAUAGGGCUCCUGAAUUGUGUGGCUCAUUUUUCUCAAAGUAUACACCAGCUAUAGAUAUAUGGAGCAUUGGAUGCAUUUUUGCUGAACUUUUGACAGGGAAGCCUCUUUUCCCUGGGAAAAACGUAGUCCACCAAUUGGAUUUAAUGACUGAUCUGUUGGGAACACCCUCACCUGAAGCCAUUGCAAGGGUACGAAAUGAGAAGGCUAGAAGAUACUUGAGCAGCAUGCGGAAGAAGAAACAAAUUCCUUUCUCCCAGAAGUUCCCUAAUGCAGAUCCCCUUGCACUUCGUUUGCUGGAAAGAAUGUUAGCUUUUGAACCCAAGGACCGUCCCACUGCUGAAGAGGCUCUUGCUGAUCCGUACUUUAAGGGUUUGGCCAAAGUCGAGAGAGAGCCGUCCGCCCAACCAGUUACGAAAAUGGAAUUUGAGUUUGAGAGACGAAGGAUAACCAAGGAAGAUGUACGAGAGCUUAUUUACCGAGAAAGUCUAGAGUACCAUCCUAAAAUGCUGAAAGAGUACUUAGAAGGUUCCGAGCCAACGAGUUUCAUGUAUCCAAGUGCUGUUGACCAUUUCAAGAAGCAGUUUGCUUACCUUGAGGAGCACUAUGGAAGCGGUGCGACUGUUACUCCGCCUGAGAGGCAGCAUGCGUCCUUGCCAAGGCAAUGUGUGUUAUAUUCAGAUAAUACAGUACAAAACUCUGUACAAGUUGCAAAUGAUCUAUCCAAGUGUUCUAUCAAAGAAAUGGAGAAGCCCCAUGUUGAGCGGAGUGGCGGGAUCCCAAUGACAAGGCUACCUCUUCAAGUUCCUCAAAGUAUCCAAGCAAGUGCUGCAAGACCUGGAAAGGUUGUCAGUUCAGUCCUACGUUAUAACAAUUGUGGGGCAGCAACAACAGUUGAAGCUCUUGAACAGCGAAGGACGGUCAGAAAUCCUGCCAUUCCAACUCAAUAUACUGCUGCAAACUCUUCAUAUCCACGAAGAAAUCCAGUUUGUAAGAGUGAAAGGGGAGAAGAUGAAGGGGUUGAAGGCUCCAACGGAUUGCAGCCAAAGCCUCAAUACUUGGCAAGGAAAGUCGCCACUGCUCAAGGCGGAUCUGGGAAUAACUGGUAUUGAUGAUGUGGCAGGCUUGAACACGUCAUAGCCAAUGACCGGCCUUGAGUUGAAGUCCAUAACAUUUGAUCUUGCUACCAAAGUGAAAUUUGAAGGUUUCUAAUGCUGUUCUCUAGCAUUGUUUUCUACGAGUUCAUGUGCUUGAGAAGAUCUUCAGGGCUCCGAUAACUUUUGGAGGGUAUUUUGUAACUGACUUGGCUAAUUUGAGUUGAGUUGGUUUUCGGUGCUUACGGUUCAUGACCCUAUAGCUUUCUGAUUUAGCGCGAUGACUAACACAAAAGAGGUGUAUGAUUUCAUGAUUAAGGAAAGGCAAACUAAUUCGCCAUUGUCAUUCGUUGCAAAAUACUAGUGUUUAAUUUGCUUUCUUUCCCCCUCGUAUGGGGCUAUAAUCCUAAUAUUCAUUUGAUA
Molecule: messenger RNA, 2693 nt
Organism: Mercurialis annua (annual mercury)
Lineage: Eukaryota; Viridiplantae; Streptophyta; Magnoliopsida; Malpighiales; Euphorbiaceae
Product: mitogen-activated protein kinase 16
Exons: 10
Coding region: 597-2288 (563 amino acids)
Biological process (GO): intracellular signal transduction; protein phosphorylation
Cellular component (GO): nucleus; cytoplasm
Molecular function (GO): ATP binding; MAP kinase activity
Source: RefSeq, a predicted model, not a curated record